AUUACGAGUAGGAAUAAAUGCAGCAUUUUAAAGCACAGAGUUGGACAUAACGUAUUUAAAAUGGUUUGAUGGUUGCUGGUCAGAGUUUAAGUUCAAUAAACCCGGAGCAGAUCCAAAAUGAAGCCACAAUAAACUCGGAGCAAAGAUAACACUGGUAGAAAAUAACAAGGAACCAGUCAGAGGAGGAGACGUCGAAUGAGAAACAGCCAGCUCCUACUCAGCUGCUGCUGAUUGGCUGACAGAGAGUAGGUGACCCGCUAAGCCCCGCCCACUGAUGGAAACCUGCAGCUCCGUGAGAGAGAAACACAGCAAACCCAGAUCUCUGACAGAAACUCUCUCAUACUGAUGCUGGUUUUCUUUUCCAGAGUGCAGAUCCUGACACAAACUAACAUUUUAACACUGAUUGUUUUUAUAUUUAGAGACAAACAGAAGUUUGAGCAGGAAUAAAAUAAAAGGGCAGGGUUUAUUUGUUACAACGUUUCAGCUCUCCGUCUGUUUCCAACCUGCCAUUGGUUGGCUCUUGACCAAUCAAACAGCUUCUUUUCACACAAUAUAUAAUGAAGUCUGCAACAUUUAUUCAACUCCUCUGGACGCAGCAGAUUCUCCUGCAGCCACCAUGAAAAUCGCAUCGUUUAACAUUCAGAGGCUUGGACGGAACAAAGUGUCGGACAAAGAUGUUCUGAAGAUCCUGGUUCAGAUUAUUUCUCGUUAUGACAUCAUUGUGAUCCUGGAGGUCGUGGACGAGAGCGGGAAGGCCGUGGACGCUCUGAUGACAGCCCUCAACAAGGAACAUCAGUACGAGAAGCGGAUCAGCACUCGCCUGGGCAGAAGCGGCUACAAGGAGCAGUUUCUGUUCCUGUACAGGGCCGAUCUGGUUACACCGGUGGACUCGUACCAGACUGACGAUCUGAAGACUGAAGGGCAGGACGACAUUAACAGAGAUCCGUACAUCGUCCGAUUCAGCUGCCCGCACACAGCUCUGGAAGAUCUGGUGAUGAUUCCAGUUCACAUCACACCAAAGGGCGCGGAGAAGGAGCUGGAUAAACUCUACGACCUCUUCCUGCACGUGAAGAAGAAGUGGAAGACUGAGAACGUGAUGAUCCUGGGCGACUUUAACGCCGACGGCUCGUAUGUUACAAAGAAGGAGAUGAAAACCAUCCGAAUCCGCACCGACACGAACUUCCACUGGCUGAUCGGAGACGAUGUGGACACAACGGCCAGCACCAAAAACACCCACACAUACGACAGGAUCGUUGUUUACGGAGACAAAAUGCUUCAGGCUGUCGUUGAAAAUUCUGCUAAGGCCUUCAACUUCCAGGAGGAAUACAAGCUCUCCGACGAGCAGGCCCUGAACAUAAGUGACCAUUAUCCAGUGGAGGUGGAGCUGCUUGGAAAAACAGAUGGUCAGAGAUCUGCAGGUCUGAAAGAGAAGGUGGAAGAGCUCAGCGCUAAAGAAAAGAAACCAAAAGAUGAAAAGAAAAAAUCAGGAAAAGGUAAACCUGGACAAUGAAGACGCAGCUAAAGCGGCCGGAUUGACCGGAGAAACUCAGAGUUCUGUGACAUCAGGGGCCAUUUUGAAAAGUAUCACAGUAUGUAAGAGCAAUAACAAUAACUCUAGCACACCUUAGUGCAGUUAGAGCAAUAUCGACAGUUUUCACACAUUUUUAACGGAGCUACUGAGGAAGGCAUGGAGGGCUAAUCAGGCAAACGUCUGACAUUUUCACUGAGAUGUGCUCACUUUUGUUCAGUAGUUUAGACAUUAAUGGUCGGAAACAAAUGUACACUGGUAAACCAGCUGCCUGCUUUACGUUCUAUAAUGUCAUAUAUUCAGUGUUGUUCUAUCAACAAAUGUAAUAAAAUGCUUGCAUUAACUUGA
Poecilia reticulata (guppy) is the source of this 1876-nucleotide messenger RNA. RefSeq names its product deoxyribonuclease-1-like. The record is from RefSeq and is a predicted model, not a curated record. Gene Ontology annotation, molecular function: DNA binding; deoxyribonuclease I activity. Gene Ontology annotation, cellular component: nucleus. NCBI's taxonomy places the organism in Eukaryota, Metazoa, Chordata, Actinopteri, Cyprinodontiformes, Poeciliidae. Gene Ontology annotation, biological process: DNA catabolic process.